This is a messenger RNA of Seminavis robusta, 1473 nucleotides long. NCBI's taxonomy places the organism in Eukaryota, Bacillariophyta, Bacillariophyceae, Naviculales, Naviculaceae. The record is from the annotation of a GenBank genome assembly.
AUGCCCACUGCUGAAACCGCCAAAGAAGAUGGCGACGGUGGUAAGGAUCACCCCAUUGUGAUUGCCGGUGCCGGUCCCUGUGGCCUCGUCGCAGCCUUGGUGUUACAGCGCCAUGGAAUUCCCAUCGUCAUCUUGGAAAAGGCUUCCCGUGACAAGCUGGAUGCCAGUGUUGGCAGUGGCUACGAUUUGUCUCCAACCACCAUUGAAAUCGUUCAGAAACGCCUGGGACUUGACACCACCAAGGUGUUUAUUCAGUAUUCUGCCUUUCAAUGCCGUACUCUGGAAGGGAAGGUGGUGCGAGAUAUUGAGUUCCCGAAAGCCCUCGACCCGAGCAAGUCGUAUCAGCAAGCGACGCGGCCUGGCUUGCAGGGGCUGUUGCUGGAUCAGCUUGUGGAUCAAGAGAAGGUGUUGAAAUGUGGUGUGGGUGUGGAGUCCUACCAAGAAGAUGUCGAAAAAGGGGUUGUGACCGUGCAUCUGGUGGAUGGAACCACAGUCGUUGGAAAGGCCCUCUUGGCAUGCGAUGGCAUACAUUCCAAAGUCCGCAAGUGUAUGCACGGAGGCGACGACGUCGAUCCAUUGUCGUAUUGUGGGACGACGUGUUAUUGGAGUGUGUCUCCGAAACCAACACCGGGAUCUGCGCUGGAGAGUGCCAUCAACGAGACUCAAUCCUUCCGCCAAGAAGGGCCAUCCUUUGUCUGGGGAAUGGGAAGUCAUCGUGCUCCUGGCUCAUUCUUUGUGACACCCAACAACAACGGACAAGGAGUCUGGAUGCUCGGUCUCAAGGAGGAAGAUCAACCAGCAGCCAACGUCUCAGAUGAUCUUCGUCGCAGAGGCGGUGCAAUCAUGACAGAGGAGUCCAAACAAGCCCUUUUGGACAUGUUGAAGCAGCGCUCCAGAGAUCAUGACGCAUCCAUGAUCGAGAUCAUUCGCGCCACCCCAGAGAUUACCCAAGCUGGCUUGUUUGACCGUGCCAAUCAAGAUUUGCCUUUUAGUAGCCCCGGAAAACUGGUUGCAUUGCUGGGCGACGCGGCCCAUCCACAAAGCCCAUAUCUAGGGCAGGGAUGCAACAUGGCGGUGACAGAUGGAUACGUUUGUGCCACUCUCCUUGCCCGCCACUCGUCGGUUGCCAAAGCGGUGGAGACGUAUGACUGCGAGCAGCGUCGCAAGGAAAUUCAACACGUUGUCAAAGAGGCGCGCAAUGCGACGGAUUACUGCGUCUCCUCCAGUCUCUGGAACUAUUGGUUCUUUUACAAUCUCAUGAAAUACGCACCAAUGGACAGCAAUGUCAUAAUGGACAAUCUUAUCCAGCAUGAUAAGAGCAAUGUUUCGUGUCUCCGCAGAUUGGAUGGCGUCGAGGAUGAGAAGCUCUCCAAGCUAUCAGAUAUUUCAACGAAUUGGGUGAAGGUUGCCAUUGUAGUUCUUGUCGCUGUUGGAGCUUCCAUGGUUUUGAAGGGAAAGUUGGCAGCUGUCUAG